AUGGCUCCUCUGCUCAGAGCCGUGGCUGCCUUCGCCGCUGCCGCCACUCUCGUUUCCCAGGUCACUGCGACUACUGUCGAGUUGCCUCCAUGUCUCAGCGCCUUCCAGCCCUUCGUCUACUCUGGUUGCUACGCCGAGAAGGGAACUCAGGGCGAGAACGCUCUUGACUUCCGCUCCUCCAUCGACCAGUCGACUACCACCACCGAGUCCUGCGCUGCCGAGUGCAAGGGCAACGGUUACCGCUACUCCGGUCUGACCUACUAUGGUGUCUGUUACUGCAGUGCUACUGUCAACAGCGCAAAGCUCGACGACAAGGUCUGCAACUAUCCUUGCAAUGGAGCCAAGAAUGAGACUUGCGGCGGCCCGUCUGCCUUCUCCGUCUGGGCUGAUCCCACGUUCCCCAACGUCGACGACACGGUCAUCAACUCUUUCCAGUCUAUCGGCUGCUACACCGACGACACCAGCCACGGACGCACUGUUGCUGAGCGCCAGGACCAGCUUUCUACCGGCAGCAUGACCCCGUCCGCCUGUAUCGCCGCUUGCGCUGCCGAUGGCUACCCCUUCGCUGGUGUUGAGUUCGGUCAAGAGUGCUACUGCGGUGUCGUCAUUGGCAACUACUCUGUGCCUACCACCAGCGACAAGUGCGCCACGCCUUGCACGGGUGACAGCACCAAGAACUGCGGUGGCUCUGCCAAUGUUGAGAUCUAUGCCUCCCAAAAGCUCCUUUCUCUGGAGCCUUGCGGCUACGUCCCUCCCGCCAACUCGCCGUCCUCUUCGCUCCCGGUCACGCUCCCUGUCUCUUCCGCCCCGGCAUCUUCCGUCCCUGCCACUUCGGCCCCUGCCAGCUCCGUUCCGGAUACUUCAGUCCCGGCUACUUCGGUCCCUGCUACUUCAGUUCCCGAUACCUCAGUCCCUGCUACGUCGGUCCCGGCUACCUCGGUGCCUGCCACUUCCGUUCCUGCUACUUCGGUCACUGUUGUGUCGACCACUUCCCAGGCUCCCCCUCCUCCUCCUCCCGCCACGACCUCGACUUGCACGACCUCAACCACCAAGCCCGUCGUCCCUCCCGUCUCUACUUCCAAGGUCGUGUCCUCCCAGGCUCCUCCUCCUCCCUCUACCACUCCCAAGCCUACUCCUAGCACCACUGCUCCGGCUAUGUGCACCACCACUGUGACCACCCCCGCCACCUGCGAGUACGGCUGCGGUAGCUGGUGCAACAAGAACCUCCCCGACUUUGACGACCAGGACAGCUGCAACAAGGCUUCCAACCGCUGCCUCCUCCAGGUCAACGCCUGCUACAAGGGUGCCGGCUUCCCCAACUCCGCUGCCUGCGUCGACUUCAAGGCUUGGUGCAAGGAUGUCUCCAGCUACUGCUCCAGCAGCUGCUCCGGCAAGAAGGGAUCUUGCGGCAAGAAGGACUGCUUCCAGAAGAAGCAGCCCAAGGGAUGGAAGCCUGGUUCUACCUCUGUUUCCACCUUCCCCUGCCCCUCCAAGCCUACCUCCACCUCUACCCCUGUCACUGUUGUCCCUCCUCCUCCCACUGGUAUCUGCAAGCAGCCCUCCAGCUGGCUCUUCAAGUACGGCCCUGGCAACCCUGUCGGUGGCAUCGAGAUCCCCAUCGUUACUUGCAACGACGUCGAGGUCGAGUUCAAGGCUGGCAACCAGUUCAAGCUCUACAUUGAGGCCGACACCAAGCUCUGCAAGGGUUACGGCAAGGGCAGCGUCCCCAACGCUUGCGCCGAGGCUUGCCAGGAGCAGUACACCGAGUGCCAGAGCGUCUACGCCCAGGGUUGCAAGGCCUACAACAACCGCCGCAGCGGUGGUGGCUACUCCUCUGCUCCCGACAUCGCCAAGCGCUUCUUCUUCGCCGACACUUUUACUGUCGCUCUCAACAAGUGCAAGAUCCAGUACCAGGACUGCUUGGCUGAGAACAAGAACGUUCUAGUCUCCAACAAGUGCGGCGUCUUCGCUGGCGGCUACUAA
Molecule: messenger RNA, 1983 nt
Organism: Colletotrichum gloeosporioides
Lineage: Eukaryota; Fungi; Ascomycota; Sordariomycetes; Glomerellales; Glomerellaceae
Product: Xylosyltransferase oxt
Exons: 1
Coding region: 1-1983 (660 amino acids)
Source: RefSeq, a predicted model, not a curated record